Messenger RNA from Oncorhynchus masou masou (cherry salmon), 4282 nucleotides. Its product is annotated as kelch domain-containing protein 3-like. The coding region runs from base 436 to 1584 and encodes 382 amino acids. The transcript has 13 exons. Gene Ontology annotation, molecular function: protein binding; chromatin binding. Gene Ontology annotation, cellular component: cytoplasm. Lineage: Eukaryota; Metazoa; Chordata; Actinopteri; Salmoniformes; Salmonidae. The record is from RefSeq and is a predicted model, not a curated record.
UUCCCUAGGGCGGAGAGGAGAGUGGAUUCAGCGUCCAAGUCAACUCACAGUUGAUGCAAGAAAUUACAAUCUGUCAAACCUGGAGGAUUUACAAACUGUUUUUUUUUCUACUUCAGAAUACGAGGAUGGAAGACAUCAGCUGUCACCCAGCAAAUACAAGUGAGAGCACUUCAUUGCAAAAAGAAACAAGACACAUACAAUGUUCCUUUCUUCCCAGAGUGCUUCCCAGAGUGCUUAACUGAUUCAUGUCAAACAGGAAGCCCUCGGACGGCAAUGCUUUCUGCUUCAGGUCUGUUUGAGGGUGAAUGGGGUGACAGCAGAAGAGAGGGUAAUGGACUAGUACAGAGUGACAGGCUGCCAGGGAGCCGAGAGGAGGACAGGUGAGGAGUGGUGCUAUUGGAGCUUUAGCUGCUAGCGGAACGCUGUUAGUGUGGGAUGUUACGCUGGACAACCCACCUGGAAGGAGGGCCGCGGAGGGUGAACCAUGCUGCUGUCUCCGUGGGACACAAGGUGUUCUCCUUCGGAGGGUACUGCUCUGGAGAGGACUACGAGACGCUGAGACAGAUAGAUGUACACAUCUUUAACACAGUUUCUCUGCGGUGGAUGAAGUUGCCUCCAGUGAGAACAGGUGGUAGGGAACAUGCCAGGGAUGUCCCCUACAUGCGUUACGGUCACACAGCCGUGCUGCUGGACGAUACCAUCUACAUCUGGGGGGGUCGUAACGACACAGAGGGGGCCUGCAACGUCCUCUAUGCCUUUGACAUCAACAACCACCGGUGGUUCACCCCUAAGAUUUCUGGGACAGUUCCGGGGGCGAGGGAUGGCCACUCUGCCUGCAUCCUGGGGAAGGCCAUGUACAUCUUUGGAGGAUACGAGCAGCUGGCUGACUGCUUCUCCAAUGACAUCCACAAGCUGGACACCACAACCAUGGCCUGGUCACUAAUCAAUGCAAGGGGUACUCCAGCUCGUUGGAGGGACUUCCACUCUGCCACCAUCAUUGGCAAUAAGAUGUUUGUGUUUGGAGGCAGAGCAGAUCGCUUCGGUCCGUUCCACUCUAAUAAUGAGAUCUACUGCAACAAGAUAAAGGUGUUUGAUACAGAGACCAACAGCUGGCUGAACACUGCUACUGCUCAUCUCCCACCAGAGGGACGACGUAGCCACUCAGCCUUUUCUUGUAACGGGGACCUGUAUAUAUUCGGGGGCUACAACGCUCGUCUGGACCGACACUUCAACGACAUUUGGAAGUUCAACCCAGAGACGUUUUCGUGGAAGAAGGUAGAGCCGCAGGGUAAAGGUCCGUGCCCCAGGAGGAGACAGUGCUGUUGCAUGGUGGGAGAUCGGAUCAUCCUGUUUGGAGGAACCAGCCCAUGUCCAGAACAAGGGAUGGGAGAUGAGUUUAACCUCAUGGAUCAUUCUGACCUCUACAUACUAGACCUCAGUCCUAGUCUGAAGACAUUAUGCAAGCUAGCUGUUAUUAACUACAGUCUUGACCAGGGUGGUCUACCACACGACAUCAGGUGGGAGCUGAACGCCAUGACCACCAACAGUAACAUCAGCAGACCUAUCUUCUCCUCUCAUGGCUAAACUGACCCAGAACACCAGGGCUGAACUGACCCAGAGCUACCACAGUACCAGAACACCAGGGCUGAACUGACCCAGAGCUAGCUGGCUGUCAUAGUACCAGAAGAUGAUCCACCAUCUGAGCUGGCCUUUGACGCUACUAGAACCUGGCAGAGAACCCUACGGUCUGGCCUUAACCAACUGCACUUAGCUCCAGCAGUAUCAGGGCUGACUCCACCAGAACCUUAACUCUCUGAAGUCCUGUCUGUAAAACCAUGUUUCUGGUUGUCCGAGGUCUGGUUCUCUACCUGCCAGGGCUGUUUGAAUCUACUGGACCUGAAGACCUGGAGGCUGUCUGCCUGUCUGUUUUUACAGUAACAUUUUGAUCUGGUCUGGAUUGGAGUUUUCUUCUUCCUUGGUUUGUCUAUCUAUCUAUCGCUCUCUCUCGCUUCUCUUGUUGUCCUCCCUGGACACUAUCAGGAGGGGGUGAAUGGUGCAUUAGUAUCUGGGUUUGUGUUGCUCUCUUUCUCAAUGUGAAUAACCUUGAUCGUUUUACCAGUAUUACGACAAGCAGAACAUAUUCUCCACUCAACACUGAUUUCUCUUUCUUGAAAGAAUUGCAGAAGUGAAUGCUGACAUUUUGACAUUUAGUUUACAUGAUGACCAUGUAUUUAAAGGGGCACCCCUCCACCAUUGGUUUUGUUUAACAGCUCAUCAGGGAAGGGACAGAAGUUCUGAACUCAAAAUGUCCUGAGUGGAUAACUAACCUCCCUUCUCUCUGUGGAGGUGAAAUAUGUGUCAUCCCAUUGUAUCAGCUGAGAGAAUGCCUCUAGAAUGCAUCCGUCACAGCCAACCACCGUAGAACCCCAUACGGCUGUGCUGCUCACUGCUUACAGCUGACUCUAGAAGGUAGAAUAAGCUUAACAAAGUUAAAAGUUCCAUUCAUCUCCUGGUUAGUCUUUAACUGUCACUCGUGCAACAGGUGAAGAUUUUGGACCCACCACAUGGAGCCUGCCUGUUGAACAAACCUAGAAUACAACAUUGGGUGUAGAGGACAGUACUAUAGUACUAUUCUAUAUUACUACAGCACGAUACUGCUACUAGGAUACUAUACUACUGGGUACUAUUGUAAUAUACUACUGCUAUACUACUAGGGUACUGUAGUAUUAGGCUACUACUACUACACUGCUAGGGUACUAUAGUACUAUACUACUAGGGUGCUAUAGUACUAUACUACUAGGGUACUAUAAUACUACUGUGGUAUACUGUUACACUACUGGGGUACUAUAGUAUUAUACUACUUGAGUACCCAAGUAGUGCAGUAGUAGUGUAGUACCACAGUAUCCUAGUAGUAGUAUAGAAUGAUAGUACCCUAGUAGUACAGGGUACUGUAGUAAUAUACUACUGUACUACUCGGCUACUGUACUACUAGUAUACUAUACUACUUCAAUACUAGGGUACAAUCGUACUAUACUAGAAACACCUGUCCUACACCUUCCUGACAUUAGCCAUCUAUUUUAGCCCAGGCAGAAGAACAGCGAUUGGAUUAACCCAUAGGUGCUUCCCUGCUGAUCAACAUACAUACCUUCAGCCCUUCUGAUCAACAUGCAUACCUUCAGCCCCUGCUGAUCAACAUGCAUACCUUCAGCCCCUACUUAUCAACAUGCAUACCUUCACCCCUACUGAUCAACAUGCAUACCUUCAGCCCUACUGAUCAACAUGUAUACCUUCAGCCCUACUGAUCAACAUGUAUACCUUCAGCCCUACUGAUCAACAUGCAUACCUUCAGCCCUACUGAUCAACAUGCAUAACUUCAGCCCCUACUGAUCAAAAUGCAUACCUUCAGCCCCUGCUGAUCAACAUGCAUACCUUCAGCCCUACUGAUCAACAUGCAUACCUUCAGCCCCUACUGAUCAACAUGCGUACCUUCAGCCCUACUGAUCAACAUGUGUACCUUCAGCCCCUACUGAUCAACAUGCAUACCUUCAGCCCUACUGAUCAACAUGCAUACCUUCAGCCCUACUGAUCAACAUGCAUACCUUCAGCCCUACUGAUCAACAUGCAUACCUUCAGCCCCAACUGAUCAACAUGCAUACCUUCAGCCCCAACUAAUCAACAUGCAUACCUUCAGCCCCUGCCCAAAGCCAAGGAGGUGGGAUAUUGUAUUAUGUUCCUGUUUAUUUUUCUGUGCCAAAUAUAGUUUGGUUUCAUGCUAACCCAAAUGGCCAAUGGAUGAGGACUAAAGCCAGAGUAGAAAUGUACUGCAGAUAUACAAAAACAGAGAGUUGAGCUUGGGCAGGUCAUCCUCCACCCUACCUGACCACCCUCCACCCUACUUGACCACCCUCCAACCUACCUGACCACCCUCCAACCUACCUGACUACCCUAUACCCUACCCGACCACCCUCCACCCUACCUGACCACCCUCCACCCUACUUGACCAGACUCCACCCUACCUGACCACCCUCCACCCUACCUGACCACCCUCCAACCUACCUGACUACCCUAUACCCUACCUGACCACCCACCCACUCUACCUGACCACCCUCCACCCAACCUGACCACCCUCCACCCUACCUGACUCCCCUCCACCUUGCCUGACUACCCUAUACCCUACCUGGCCAUCCUCCACGCUAUUUGGCCACCCUAUACCCUACCUAACCACCCUACCUGACCACCUUAUACAGUACCUGACCACCCUCCACCCUACCUGACCACCCUA